UCAACUCACUCUGAUUUAGUCUAUAGGGUCAACUGGUUGAAGGCAAAGGCUAGAUGGAGUAGAUGGCAGGAGGAGUUGAGUCUGGUAAGACAUGAAAUGGGUUGGACCAUAAACUGGUUCAAGUAUCACCAGAAAGAAUGGAACAGAAGGUGGCAGCAAGCGACUAGACCUGGUCAUCAAGCCUAUGCUUAUCAACAGGUCUUGAUGUGGGGAAGGUUUGCUCAGGAUGCUAAGAAGGCUUUCAAUGGGUGUGGAUUUGUACCUUGA
Messenger RNA from Suillus paluster, 267 nucleotides. RefSeq lists its product as uncharacterized. The transcript has a single exon. The annotation marks the transcript as partial. The record is from RefSeq and is a predicted model, not a curated record. NCBI's taxonomy places the organism in Eukaryota, Fungi, Basidiomycota, Agaricomycetes, Boletales, Suillaceae.